AGGAGAGCUUGCUCUGCUAUAAUAAGCCAACAAGAGCCCUAUGUAAACACACAGAGAGGGGGGCAGAGAGAGAGAUUCUUUGAGAGAAAGAAUGGAGAAGGAUGAGAGAGUGAUUGCAAAGGAUGAGCCCAAGUAUAGAGGAAUCAAAGCCAUGCCCUUUGUCAUAGGAAAUGAGACAUUUGAGAAGCUGGGAACACUUGGGACCUCAGCCAACCUCUUGGUGUACCUCACCAAUGUCUUCAACAUGAACACAAUUUCUGCAACUAAUCUCAUCAACAUCUUCAACGGCACCUGCAACUUUGGAACUCUUCUUGGAGCUUUCCUCUCCGACACUUACUUCGGCAGAUAUAAAACUCUGGGAUUUGCUUCCAUUUCCUCCUUCCUGGGUAUGCUUAUACUGACACUCACAGCAGCCAUCUCCAAGCUUCACCCUACAAAUUGUGGAACAGGACAGGCUAGCACCUGCAUUGGCCCAACAGCAGGACAAAUGACUUUCCUACUUACUGGUUUUGGAUUCCUUGUGAUUGGUGCUAGUGGUAUAAGGCCAUGUAACUUGGCCUUCGGAGCUGACCAGUUCAAUCCCAACACUGAAUCUGGGAAGAGGGGAAUCAGCAGCUUCUUCAACUGGUACUACUUCACCUUCACCUUCGCGAUGAUGGCGUCGCUGACAGCUAUCGUCUAUGUGCAGUCCAGUGUCAGCUGGGCUCUGGGACUGGCAAUUCCCACAUUCCUCAUGUUCUUGUCUUGCUUCUUCUUCUUCAUCGGUACAAGAAUUUAUGUCAAAGUGGUGCCUCAGGGAAGCCCCUUGACAAGUUUGGUGCAGGUCAUAGUGGCCGCAAACAAGAAGAGGAGCUUUAAGUUGCCAGAACAGCCAUUUCCCUCCCUCUAUAAUCAUGUUCCCAUUGGUUCAAUAAACUCAAAGCUUCCUUACACAGAUCAGUUCAGGUUUCUCAACAAAGCAGCAAUCAUCACCCCGGAAGACCAAAUCAACACAGAUGGAUCAGCAGCAACCUCAUGGAGACUGUGCAGUGUGCAGCAAGUCGAAGAAGUGAAAUGCUUGUUGAGAGUUCUACCCAUCUGGGCUGCAAGCAUAGUCUUUGGUGUUGUGAUUGUCCAACAGCAGACCUCUGUAGUAUUCCAAGCCCUCCAAUCAGACAGGCGCCUGGGCAAUGGCGGCUUCAAGAUCCCAGCAGCUUCCUACAUGGUCUUCUCCAUGUUGAGCAUGACCAUAUGGAUACCAAUCUAUGACAGAAUAAUUGUCCCAGCACUUAGACGACUCAUGAAAAACGAAGAUGGUAUCACAAUCCUCCAGAAGAUGGGUGUUGGCAUGGUCAUAGCUGUGUUCACGAUGCUUGUAUCAGCUCUAGUAGAAAGUCAUAGGAGGAAGCUAGCUCUAACUAGGCCAACAUUAGGAGUUGAACCCAGAAAAGGUGCAAUUUCUUCAAUGUCAGGCUUGUGGCUAAUAGCUCAGUUGGCACUGGCAGGGCUUUCUGAAGCAUUCACUAUCAUUGGCCAAGUCGAAUUCUACUACAAGCAGUUCCCCGAGAAUAUGAGAAGCAUUGCUGGGUCUUUCUUGUUCUGUGGCAUGGCACUGUCAAGCUACUUGAGCAGCUUUUUGGAAUCUGUAGUCCACAAGACAACAGGUGGAGCUGGGAAGAGAAACUGGUUGGAUAAUGAUCUUAACAGGGCUAGACUGGACUACUUUUACUACCUAAUUGCUGGUUUGGAGGUCCUAAAUUUGGUCUACUUCCUAGUGUGUGCAAGGUGGUACAAGUACAAAGGGGCCACACCCAAAACAGUCGAUGUACCCCUGGAAAAGAUGGAUUCCAAAAAGCCUCCUGUUUGAUAUCUCAGUAGUGGAACUCGCUGGGGCAUCAAAUUAUGUGCUUUAGCAGAAUUGAGUUAUACUAUAAGCAAUUCCCAGAGAACUGAGAAGCAUUGAUGGGUCCUUUCGUUUCCAUUGUUUAGACUGGAAAUGGGAACAAAGACACUUGAAAAACCUCUAGCUUGAUGUUUGAAGUUCAUAGGAGAUACAAUAUUAAGACAAGACAACACAAUUAGAUUGAACUUGAUAAAGAAUAGCUGCAAAUACUCAUGUCUUCUUCUAUUUCCAAAGCAUUUGUUACUUCAGCUUAUAUAGCUAGAACAGGGAGAAUCCUAUUGCUUCUAACUUGUGCCUAGUUAUAGCUUUCUAGUCAUUCUCCUCCAAUGCUAAAGCGGUAAUCUCAAUGAGAUGUUACGGCAGAAUUUCAUAAGGCCCAGAAAUUUAUAAAGUUUCCAUGAAUUCGCAUUUCCAUUUAAAUAA
This is a messenger RNA of Diospyros lotus (date-plum), 2305 nucleotides long. RefSeq names its product protein NRT1/ PTR FAMILY 2.10-like. Lineage: Eukaryota; Viridiplantae; Streptophyta; Magnoliopsida; Ericales; Ebenaceae. The record is from RefSeq and is a predicted model, not a curated record. Gene Ontology annotation, molecular function: transmembrane transporter activity. Gene Ontology annotation, cellular component: plasma membrane. The transcript is spliced from 4 exons. Bases 92 to 1846 code for a protein of 584 amino acids. Gene Ontology annotation, biological process: transmembrane transport.